This is a messenger RNA of Andrographis paniculata, 2052 nucleotides long. RefSeq names its product protein NRT1/ PTR FAMILY 2.3-like. Gene Ontology annotation, cellular component: plasma membrane. Gene Ontology annotation, molecular function: transmembrane transporter activity. Gene Ontology annotation, biological process: transmembrane transport. The transcript is spliced from 4 exons. NCBI's taxonomy places the organism in Eukaryota, Viridiplantae, Streptophyta, Magnoliopsida, Lamiales, Acanthaceae. Bases 59 to 1687 code for a protein of 542 amino acids. The record is from RefSeq and is a predicted model, not a curated record.
AAACGAAACUCCAUAUCCACACCACUUGUCUGUUUUGAUUGAUUAAUUAAUCAAUCAUAUGGCUCCCAUUACAGGCACAGCCACCGCGCCGGAAAAUAAAUCCGCCUCCUCCACCACCAGUCACGGCGGCGGCUGGAGCACAGCUCCAUUCAUCUUAGCAAGUGUGGUGGGGAUGACAGUGGCCAGUGGAGGAUGGCUAAACAACCUGAUAGUUUUCUUGAUCCAAGAAUUCAACAUAAAGAACAUCGAUGCUGCUCAGAUCUCCAACUUCGUCAAUGCCUGCACCAGCUUCUUCCCCGUCGCCGCCGCCAUUAUUGCCGACGCAUUUCUUGGCUGCUUCUCUGUCAUUUGGAUUUCCUGCUUCGUCUCCUUCUUAGGGCUAAUCCUCUUGGUGCUAACGGUAACUAUAUCCGGCUUAAGACCGCCGGAUUGCAAAUCAGAGUCGAGUUCUUGCGCCUGCCCAUCAGGACUUCAGUACGCCGUGCUUUACACAGCAUUGGCUCUAGUUUCCAUUGGGGCAGGCGCAACACGGUUCACCCUAGGGACUAUGGGUGCGAACCAGUUCGCCAGACCCGACCACCAGUCGACUUACUUCAAUUGGUAUUUCAUCGCCUUAUACGGCGCAUUAUUUGCAUCUGCCACGGCCAUUGUGUAUGUCGAAGAUAAUGUCAGCUGGUUCGCCGGCUACGCCAUUUGUGCUUCUGCUAAUGUCAUUGGAUUGGUGUCAUUUUUGGCCGGGAAAAGAUAUUACCGGCAUGAUCGGCCACAUGGCAGCCCGUUUGCCAGCCUCGCCCGCGUGGUUGUGGCGACUUUCCGGAAAAGGAAAUUGAAUAGUUCUUCUAGUACUGUGGAUUAUUAUUAUGGCGAGAAAGGUGUGGAGAAAGCCGCGAUAAGUAGCUUAAGGUUACUGAACCGUGCUGCCAUCAUAACCGAAGGGGACAUUGCCAUGGAUGGCUCCAUAGCCAAGCCCUGGAAAUUAUGCACAAUGCAGCAAGUGGAAGACCUCAAAACCCUAAUCAGAAUCCUGCCCUUAUGGUCAUCCAGCAUCUUCCUUUCGACUCCCAUCGGCAUCCAGGUCAGCCUGACUGUUCUCCAAGCUUUAGCCACCGAUCGCCACCUCGGGCCGGGCCGGCAUUUUCAAUUCCCAGCAGGGUCCAUGAUCAUCUUCACAUUCCUGGCGACAGUCGUAUGCCUCGGCCUAUUUGGGCAUUGCCUUUGGCCGCUUUGGAAAAGGGUUACCGGAAAACAAGUGACAUCUCUGCAGCAAUUAGGCCUCGGCCAUGCGCUAACCAUCGGCAGCAUGGCUGUGUCAGCUCUUGUUGAGUCUAAACGACGCCGAGCCCAAUCCCCGAUUUCAGUUCUUUGGCUUGUGCCACAAAUGGCUAUUGUGGGGAGUGGGGAGGCAUGCCAUUUUCCGGGACAAGUGAGAUUUUAUUACCAGGAGUUUCCGAGUAGUCUGAAGAGCAUGUCGACGGCGAUGAUAUCAAUGCUCAUUGGGAUUGGGUUUUACUUGAGCACGGCGCUUGUCGAUCUUGUCAGAAGGGCGACAGCUUGGCUGCCUGACGAUAUCGAUGAGGGAAGAGUCGACAAUGUGUAUUGGAUGCUAGUGGUGAUUGGUGUCCUUAACUUUGGCUACUUUCUUGGGUGUUGUUGGUUUUUUAAGAACAAGAAUGGUGAUGAUGAAUGAUGGAUAGAAUUAGCCUUUACAUGGUUCAAAUCAAUUGUGUUUUCAUAAAAAAAACAUUGCUCAAUUGUGUGAUGAGUUGAUUAUAUUGAAUCUUGAUCCACUUUAGGGCUAAUGUAUUGGAGAUUGAUUCAUAUUUGCACCCAACUGAAAAUCUAAUAAUUUUAUUUAUUUAUUGUGUAUCUAAUGAGUCAUUAGUGGAUGAUGAUAAUUUUUGUUUUUAUUGUGUGUUUUAUGGUCAUUAGUGGAUAAUUCUAGCCAUGUUACUGGAAUUGUACCACUACACAAUAUUGAAAUGUAACUACAAAAAAAAUUCGUAACAAAAAGGUAUGAAUUCAUACCAAAAAUAUUUUUGCUUUCAUUGCCUA